CCGGACCGACCCCAUAUGGACGGCUCUAGUAUUCUUGCACCCUUUAAUUUAGAAUCUUUAUAUUGCCCUUAUUAUUUAUGACAAUUAUUUCACAUGAUGGUUUCGUCUAUAAAUGUAGAAUUUCAAACUUGUUUCUCUCUAACGGUAGAAGAAUCUAUUAACACUUUGCAGCGGUUUCUUUUCUAUGCUCUUUCUUUCUAUUCCAAAGAAGGCCAACUCUAUUUAUACUUGUUCUCCAUCAAUCAUUUUUUCUCCCAAAAAAGAACACAAAUAUUCAAAGCAAAGCAUCCUCAUCCAUGGCUAAUUUACUUCAUAUUUCUUCCUUAUUCCAUCUUUUCUGCCUCUUUCAUCUCGUAUGCGUCGCAAAAUCACAGUCAUUUAUCGGUAUAAACUAUGGCCAAGUUGCUGAUAAUCUACCAGCACCAGAAGCAACAGCAAAGCUACUGCAAUCAACUUCUAUUCAAAAAGUCCGUUUAUACGGUUCUGACCCUGCUAUAAUUAAAGCUUUAGCGAAUACAGGCAUCGGAAUCAUGAUUGGAGUAGCCAACGGUGAUAUACCAGCAAUGGCCUCUGAUCAAAAUUUCGCGAAUGGAUGGUUAACUACUAAUGUACUUCCAUUUUAUCCGGCGAGUAAAAUCAUUGUAAUCAAUGUAGGAAAUGAAGUUAUGUCGACAAAUGAUCAGAAUUUGAUGGCUAACUUGUUGCCCGCGAUGCAAAAUAUGCAAAAUGCGUUGAAUGAAGUUUCGAUUGGAGGGAAAAUUAAGGUUUCUACGGUUCAUUCUAUGGCGGUUAUGAAGCAAUCGGAUCCUCCAUCUUCGGGGAGUUUUGACCCGAAUAUUGGUGAUUUGUUGAAAGGAUUAUUGGAGUUUAAUAAAGCUACUGGUUCUCCUUUUGCAAUUAAUCCUUAUCCUUUUUUCGCUUAUCGGGAUGAUCCUAGACCUGAUACUUUAGCAUUUUGCUUGUUUCAACCUAAUGCUGGUCGAGUUGAUGCUGGUUCCAAGAUCAAGUACACCAACAUGUUCGAUGCUCAGGUGGAUGCUAUAAGAUCGGCGCUUAACGCUAUGGGAUUCAAGGAAGUAGAAAUUGUAAUUGCUGAAACAGGGUGGCCUUAUAAGGGAGACAGCAAUGAAGUUGGCCCAAGCAUUGAGAAUGCAAAGGCUUAUAAUGGCAAUUUGAUUGCUCACUUGAGGUCAAUGGUCGGUACUCCUUUGAUGCCUGGAACAUCAGUAGAUACCUAUCUCUUUGCCAUGUACGACGAGGAUCUGAAACCAGGACCAACUUCUGAGAGAUCCUUCGGACUUUUCAAGCCUGAUUUAACCAUGACUUAUGAUAUCGGACUUUCUAAAGCUAACAAUCAGGUUCCAACACCAAAAACUCCGAUGACUCCCUCGCCAGAACAAGCUCCAAAAGCUCCAACGACCCCCUCGUCAGGUCAAAUGCCAAGAACUCCAGUCACUCCCUCGUCAAAUUCAACAGGAACUCCGGCGACUCCGGUGCUGGUUCCAACUCCAAACACCACGGUGACUCCCGUGUCACCAAAGACAGAGAAAAGUGUUAAGGCAGGUGUAUCAGAUGCUCAAUUGCAAGCAAAUAUCAACCUGGGGAUACUUGUUUUGAGCCAAAUAUUGUGGUACCCCAUGCUGCUGCAUAUGUGAUGAAUCUCUUCACCAAAUUCAGUAAGGAAUCCUUUGAACUGACAGCUUCCUUAUCAUCAACAAAUCCUAAUAAGCUGUUGAUCAGUUGUCGUCUGUUGGGGAAUCUUUGUAGCUCAGUUGGUUGUCUGGCUACCUGCAUUUUCGCCUUAUUGGUGAGGGUUCGAUUUCUCAUCUUGUAAUCCCUUUAUAUCCCCUUCCCCUGCCCACAAUUUUGCGUGAUAUUAUCAGGCAAAAUACGGAGUCUAGUAAAGGAAUUUAUUUGAUUCCUUACCUAUAUGUCAAAAAAAAUUGUUAUGUUUAGCCACCUUUGUAUGGUUUGUUGCUUAGUGAGAUGUUUUGUACUUUGUAGUACUAUUUUGUCAACUGUUCAUAUAUGUCAAGUUGCAGUACAUAUUUAUUGA
Messenger RNA from Capsicum annuum, 2056 nucleotides. Its product is annotated as glucan endo-1,3-beta-glucosidase 7. Gene Ontology annotation, biological process: carbohydrate metabolic process. The transcript is spliced from 4 exons. The record is from RefSeq and is a predicted model, not a curated record. The coding region runs from base 297 to 1655 and encodes 452 amino acids. Lineage: Eukaryota; Viridiplantae; Streptophyta; Magnoliopsida; Solanales; Solanaceae. Gene Ontology annotation, molecular function: hydrolase activity, hydrolyzing O-glycosyl compounds. Gene Ontology annotation, cellular component: plasma membrane.